GAUCGCCGACGAACCUAGCCGUAUGCGCCUUUUCCAAGACUACAUCGAGUGCGGCGGGAAUGUGAACCAAAUCAUUGCAAAGCAUGAACAAUCACUUCGUGAGGCUCAGGUCAGUCAGAUCAGGUUUGGCUUCAGGACGAUUGCCGAUCCGGAAUGUCCAGACGAUUCUCUCUACUUUGUUUUCGUCGAAAUUAACGUCGAUGACAUUCGCGAGAUUCAGAGGAUUACGAAGCUGGAACUAGCAGGGCAGAUAGACGCAGAGAUGUUGAAGGCUUUCACGGAGGCCGGAGGAGUCUUGGACCCGCGCAAGCAGCUCGCUCUGGGCAAUGGGGUCAGUGCGGAUACUAUGGGCAAGGCUUUGCAGAUGAUGGGGAGUGGAGCCCCGGCGUCGGGUGCAGCGAAGGCGAAGGCCAAGGCCUCAAAGGGCAAGGCUGACCCAAGCAAAGCGACCAAGGUGGGACGACAAGAACUGCUGCAGGUGGGUGACCGAUGCAUAAAUACAUUUGUAGACUGCUUGUGUUCGAUAAGGGACUAUGCAUUCAAGCUGAAGCCCCUCAAGCUGUCGGCCACUUUGAUCGAUCAGCUUCUGGCCUUGGAGAAAUCGUUCUCCCAGAAGGCCACAAUUUCGCAGUCGUUUGUAGUUGAUUCAGUGUCGAUUGGGGUUGUUGUUUGUGUUGCAGGCUGGGGAUCUGCAGAACCUUGUGUCGACGAAGAAGAACAAGAACAAAUACUACAAAAACAUCACGUUCGAGGCCAGAAGCUCUUGAAAGACAAAUGA
Molecule: messenger RNA, 778 nt
Organism: Symbiodinium necroappetens
Lineage: Eukaryota; Dinophyceae; Suessiales; Symbiodiniaceae
Source: the annotation of a GenBank genome assembly